Messenger RNA from Triplophysa dalaica, 1948 nucleotides. It is a transcript of the gene dnaja3a, whose product is annotated as DnaJ heat shock protein family (Hsp40) member A3a. The coding region runs from base 37 to 1395 and encodes 452 amino acids. Gene Ontology annotation, biological process: negative regulation of apoptotic process; protein folding; mitochondrion organization. The record is from RefSeq and is a predicted model, not a curated record. Gene Ontology annotation, molecular function: ATP binding; protein kinase binding; heat shock protein binding. NCBI's taxonomy places the organism in Eukaryota, Metazoa, Chordata, Actinopteri, Cypriniformes, Nemacheilidae. The transcript has 11 exons. Gene Ontology annotation, cellular component: mitochondrion.
GCGCCGGUGUCCGCCGCUGACUCUUGAGUGUCAAAGAUGGCGUGCUCCGCAGCUCGCAGCUCCGCACGCUGGUUCACAGUCGCCGUGUCCUCCUGCCACAGACAGGCGUGUUCAGCCCACAUCUCCUGCUUUAAUGGAGCCCACCGGGGCUUUUCGAAGCUGUCAGGCCGGCGGGUUUGGUCUGCGGGCGGCGGGAUGAGCGCACGAGAGAGGAAUGGGGUGACAUUGAGAGGCAUGACAGGUGUGGGAUCGUCUCAGAUCCUCUCUAGGCUGUCCUUCCACACCAGCGCUCCUGCUUAUAAACAAGACUUCUAUCAGAUUCUAGGAGUACCACGCGCAUCAACGCAGAAGGAGAUUAAGAAGGCUUAUUACCAAAUGGCAAAGAAGUAUCAUCCAGACACGAACAAAGAUGAUCCUCAAGCCAAGGAGAAGUUCGCGCAGCUGGCAGAAGCCUACGAGGUGCUCAGCGACGAGGUGAAGAGGAAACAGUAUGACACGUACGGCUCUGCUGGGUUCGACCCGGGCGCCGGCGGCGGAAGUCAACAGUACUGGGGCGGCGGGACCAGCGUCGAUCCCGAGGAGCUCUUCCGCAAAAUCUUCGGGGAGUUUUCCGGAGCGCGAGGUUUCGGGGAUUUCAACGGCAUCUUCGAUCAGCCUCGGGAGUAUGUUAUGGAGCUGACGUUCGCUCAGGCCGCUAAAGGCGUGAAUAAAGAAAUCACAGUCAACAUUGAUGCCACGUGUCAGCGCUGCGACGGCCGAGGGCACGAGCCCGGCUCCAAAGUCCAGCACUGCGCCAGCUGCAACGGGACGGGGAUGGAAACCGUUAACACGGGGCCGUUCGUGAUGCGAUCCAGCUGUCGGCGCUGCGGGGGGCGGGGCUCGGUCAUCACCUCGCCCUGCACGGCGUGUCGAGGGACGGGUCAGACCAAGCAGAGGAAAACCGUCAUGGUACCCGUACCUGCAGGUAUUGAAGACGGGCAGACGGUCCGAAUGCCUGUGGAUAGGAAGGAGAUCUUCAUCACGUUCAGAGUUCAGAAGAGUCCCAUCUUCAGGAGAGACGGAGCUGAUAUUCACUCUGAUGUCAUGGUCUCUGUCGCUCAGGCUAUAUUGGGCGGCUCGGUCCGGGCACAGGGAUUAUAUGAGACCAUCAAUCUCUCGAUCCCAGCUGGCGUCCAGUUGGAUCAGAGGAUCCAUCUCUCUGGGAAAGGUAUCGCGCGGGUCAGUGGUUACGGGCAGGGCGAUCACUACAUCCACGUCAAGAUCAAAAUCCCCAAGGUGUUGACAGACAGACAGCGAGCUCUUCUGAUGAGUUACGCUGAGGACGAGACGGACGUCGAGGGAGCGGUCAACGGCGUGACCAAGACCACCACAGGUAAAAGAUCAGCUGGAAAUUGAGACGAUGACAUGCCGGUGCAGACAAGAGAAGAAAACGGGAGAGGACAUUUCUGUUGGGGACACGUGUAGCCUACAGAUGGAUGAAAACUAUCAGUCUGGACAUCAUUCUUCAAGAUCUUGUAGCGAUAGCAUCCCUAGCAUCAACAUCGCAUCUUUGCCAGACCUGUAAAUCUGAGAAGUUUACUAGUUUUUACUAGAAGUUUUUUCGUAGCCAUAUUUUUUCAUUUUCUAAAAUGGAUGUGGAAACCAUACCAGCGAUUCACAGACCAAGUGCUUAUUUUGGCUAAUAAAGUGGAUGGUAACCUCUCCAACCUUUGGCUUUGACGUUUGUUUGGUUCCGGGGUUGUGUUUGAAGAUGAUGUCACUGCUAACACUGAUGUUGUGAUGAUCUUUUCCAUGCAUUCAAUGAAACUCUUCACUGGCCGUUCCGCUGCAUCCGUCUGCUUCACCACCACUGUACAUAGACAACUGUUGAUAUUAAAGCUCUUUUAUUGUGUAGAGAUUAAAUAUGCAAUAAUGAAUAAAAUAUUGUAUGUGUAACCUGGGAAAUCGA